Magallana angulata is the source of this 747-nucleotide messenger RNA. RefSeq names its product ficolin-1-A-like. The coding region runs from base 214 to 747 and encodes 177 amino acids. The record is from RefSeq and is a predicted model, not a curated record. The transcript is spliced from 5 exons. NCBI's taxonomy places the organism in Eukaryota, Metazoa, Mollusca, Bivalvia, Ostreida, Ostreidae.
CACGACUUGCAAACUUGUGACGGGUUUUCUUCAACUGAUGAAUGCAUCGGAGACAUCUCUCAAAUAUCGGCGACAAACAGCGUAACUUCCGGUGUGACAGUGCAGACAACGACAUCCGGGUCAUAUUCAGAUUGCUCUCACUGCGACUGUGUAUCUGGCCACACAUCGGUGAGUGGAGUUUAUGAAAUCACCAGUCCAGUAACAAACAACCCCAUGCUAGUGGAAUGUGUAAUGAAGGAUGGAUACGGAUAUACGGUAAUCCUCCAGCGACACGACGGUUCCGUGGACUUCAACCGGACGUUUGCCGAGUAUCAGGACGGGUUUGGGUCGCCAUUCACAGAAAUGUGGCUAGGAAAUCGUUAUUUUAAUUAUUUGACCUCGUCUUGGAGUUCCCGUCUGUUCAUUGAGUUGAAGUACAGUGACGCAAGCUUCCGGUAUGUUGAUUAUUCUGACGUCAUCAUAUCCAGUGCCUCCAGCCAGUAUACACUCAGUCAUGUCGACUCCAUGACGGGAAACGCAAGUGACAUAUUACGUUAUUAUAAGAACCAUACUUUCGGAACCCACGAUCUGGACUCCAGUGGUUGCGGAUGUCCUAUGUUGAAGUACGGAGGGUGGUGGGACAGUUGUUGUUCCGAUACAUGUGGUCUGACCAUGCCUUAUAACGACCCCAACUAUCCAUUUGGAUGGAACUGUACCGCGGAAACAACCAUCAAACUAACAAGUGUGAAAAUGAUGACUACAAGGUGA